Messenger RNA from Corylus avellana, 881 nucleotides. NCBI's taxonomy places the organism in Eukaryota, Viridiplantae, Streptophyta, Magnoliopsida, Fagales, Betulaceae. The record is from RefSeq and is a predicted model, not a curated record.
CCAACUUAUAAUCAGCUCAGACAUCCUUAUUUGUUUUGCGACAAUCCAUCCAUUAAUUAGAUAUGAAUUCCUUCGGCUUCAUGAGAUUGAUCGGAAGCCUUAGCUUCAUAUGGUUAGUCCUGGCCAUAACAACAGCAGCCCAACCAUCGUCCUCCCCAGCUCCGGUGCUCGACAGUGCCGGAAGUCCUCUUGAAGCCGGCGUAGAAUACUACAUCAAUCCUGCUAUUACUGACAAUGGCGGUCGUUUCACCCUGAUUGACCGAAAUGGGUCGUGCCCGUAUUACGUCGGGCAGGAAAACGUUUCGGGCUUAGAAGGGUAUCCUGUCAUCUUCACGCCUUUCGUGGAGGGAGAGACGGUGAUUAGGGAGAGUAGGGACUUGAAGGUUGUUUUCUCUGCAAGCACCACCUGCGUGCAGUCAACGGCAUGGAAGUUGGGGGAGAGAGACGCUGAGAGUGGAAGGAGAUUGAUUAUGACCGGAGAAAGCCAAAGCCAGCAGCGUCCCACCAGCAACUACUUCAAGAUAGUAAAAGCCCAAGUGGGAGAGAAUAUAUACAACAUUGAAUGGUGUCCUACGGAAGUGUGUCCCACUUGCAGGUUUAUCUGCGGGACUGCUGGCGCUUUGGUUGAAAAUGGGAAGAGGUUGUUGGCCUUGGAUGGGAGUGUGCUCCCGGUUAUGUUUGAGAGGAGGGCUUAAACUCUUAUAUAUUUCUAAUUUGGUCUCUAGCUAACAGUACAAGCUAGUAAUUAAAUAAAUAAAUGGAGUUAAUUUAUUAGCUCCUCUACUAAUUAAAUAAACCUCAGCACAUGCUUGUGUUUAGCAAGUCCUAAUUUGAAAAAUUGGACUAUAUUUCACGGAAAUGAAAGAAAUUAUUAUGUUUUA